CAGAGCAGAGCAGAGCAGAGCAGAGCAGAGCAGAGCAGAGCAGAGCAGAGCAGAGCAGAGCAGAGCAGAGCAGAGCAGAGCAGAGCAGAGCAGAGCAGAGCAGAGCAGAGCAGAGCAGAGCAGAGCAGAGCAGAGCAGAGCAGAGCAGAGCAGAGCAGAGCAGAGCAGAGCAGAGCAGAGCAGAGCAGAGCAGAGCAGAGCAGAGCAGAGCAGAGCAGAGCAGAGCAGAGCAGAGCAAAGCAGAGCAGAGCAGAGCAGAGCAGAGCAGAGCAGAGGAAGGAAAAAUGGGAGCAGGAGAUGGGAGUGACAACUAGCAAAGGGGGAAGAGAGAGGGGAAGCGCAGAGCAGAGCAGAGCAGAGCAGAGCAGAGCAGAGCAGAGCAGAGCAGAGCAGAGCAGAGCAGAGCAGAGCAGAGCAGAGCAGAGCAGAGCAGAGCAG
This is a messenger RNA of Guillardia theta CCMP2712, 438 nucleotides long. RefSeq lists its product as hypothetical. The record is from RefSeq and is a predicted model, not a curated record. The transcript is spliced from 2 exons. Lineage: Eukaryota; Cryptophyceae; Pyrenomonadales; Geminigeraceae. The annotation marks the transcript as partial.